Molecule: messenger RNA, 4076 nt
Organism: Myxocyprinus asiaticus (Chinese sucker)
Lineage: Eukaryota; Metazoa; Chordata; Actinopteri; Cypriniformes; Catostomidae
Product: phosphatidylinositol 3,4,5-trisphosphate 5-phosphatase 1-like
Exons: 27
Coding region: 207-3566 (1119 amino acids)
Biological process (GO): phosphatidylinositol dephosphorylation
Molecular function (GO): phosphatase activity
Source: RefSeq, a predicted model, not a curated record
GCAGCUUCCUUUUUGCAGCUUUCGCCCCUCUAACAGGAAGAGAGAGAAACAGCAAGCCCAGAGCCAGGCAGAGCAGGAACGGCUAUCAGUUCUAACAACGCCAUGAAACAAAUUUGGGGAGUCAUGUUUAUGACCUUUUGAAAACAGCCGGGGCCAAAAUAACCUGGGUGUCUUCAGACUGAGUCAGGAAAAAGUCUUUGGAAAGGAUGAUCUCCCACCAGCCAUGGUAUCAUGGCAAUAUCACUCGAUCUGCAGCAGAGGACCUCCUCUCCAAAGCAGGCAAGGAUGGGAGCUUCCUCCUGCGGGACAGUGAAUCCAUACAAGGAGCGUAUGCCCUCUGUGUUCUGUACCAGAACUGUGUUUAUACCUACAGAAUAUUACCAAAUGAAGAGAAAAAGUUAUCAGUGCAGGCAUCGGAGGGUGUGCCCAUUCGAUUCUUCUCUGCACUCCCAGACCUGGUGGAGGCAUAUUAUAAAGAGAACAUGGGUCUGGUUACACACCUCCAGUAUCCUGUGCAGAAGGAGGAGGAGCCAGAGGAGGAACCAGAGCCAGUCAGUUUACCUCCUCAGCUGCCACCCAGAAAUUUCACACCUAAUGAAUGUAAAGAUUUCCAUAGUGACAUGUCCAGAGGAAUGGAGAGAGGAACAGAGCUUGCCCGCCCCUCCAUCUCAGACACCUAUCUCCAGCGUCUGCAGCAAAUGGACAUAUCAAAUCUACCCGAGGAACAUCAGAAGUCCAUCCAGGAGUAUUUCCGUUCAUCUGUGUGUCUAGAUGCAGAGCAGGUGCAGAAUGGGAACCCUACUUUGCCCCACUUUAAGAAGCUUACACUGAAUAUCUGCAAAAACCUCAACAGUGAAAUUGCUCGCAUACUUCCGAGCCUUGAGGCGCUUCAGAGACUUCUGGAUCCACCUCUCUCUCCUGGAUCUGGGAGACUAUGGAGUCAGGUUUCUGGAGAUUCUGCGAAUCAGUCUGUGGCUUUCAGAAUUGAGCAACUGACUGAGCUUAUAUAUUCAAUAGAAGACAAGACCAAGAAUGCUGUGUUUGAAUUUGUCGGCUAUGAAGGAGGGCACAGAAAGUCACUUAUACCUCCUGUGACAUUUGAAGUAAAAUCAGACUCCAUCGGUAUUUCAAACAAAAUGUACCUCAAAGUAGAUGUGGAAGGCGGGAAGGUUUUCUUCAAGAAGUCCAAAGAUGGACCUGAGGAUAAAUACUUUGUGCACAAUAAAAUCUUGCAGCUGGUGAAGUCACAGAAGAUGCAAAACAGAUUAGUAUUGAUGGUGGAGACAGAUAAGGAGAAAACCCAACGCAAAGACUUUGUCUUUGAUGACACAAAGAAGAGAGAAGGUUUCUGCCAGCUUCUGCAGCAGAUGAAAAACAAACACUCAGGAAAACCUGAGCCAGAUAUGAUCACCAUCUUUGUUGGCACCUGGAACAUGGGAAAUGCGAAUCCACCACACAACAUCACUUCCUGGUUCCAGUCGAAGGGUCAGGGGAAAACCCGUGAUGACACAGCCAAUCAAAUCCCACAUGAUAUCUAUGUCAUUGGGACACAGGAGGACCCUUUGGGAGAGAAGGAAUGGGUAGACACAGUUAAGGGAUCCCUUAGGGAUAUAACCAACAUUAGCUUCAAACAUAUAGCCACACAGACACUGUGGAGUAUAAGAAUUGUGGUUCUAGCCAAGCCGGAACAUGAGAACCGCAUCUCUCACAUCUUCUCUGACAGUGUUAAGACUGGCAUAGCUAAUGCUCUAGGGAAUAAGGGAGCAGUAGGGGUGUCUUUUAUGUUUAAUGGAACCUCCUUUGGGUUUGUCAACAGUCACCUGACCUCAGGAAGUGAAAAGAAGCUAAGACGAAACCAGAACUACAUCAGUAUUCUGCGCUUUCUGAAUUUGGGAGAUAAGAAGCUGAAUCCUUUUGAUAUCACACAUAGCUUCACACACCUCUUCUGGCUGGGGGACCUGAAUUAUAGGGUUGACUUGCCAUCACAGGAAGCAGAGAUCAUUGUGAUGAAGAUCAAACAGCAGCAGUAUCAGGACCUGCUGGCUAGAGAUCAGCUGAACAUGGAGAGGGAAGAGGAAAAGGUCUUUUUAGACUACGAUGAGGAGGAGAUUACAUUUUCCCCCACUUAUCGUUUUGAGAGAGACACACGGGAGAAGUAUGCCUACACCAAAGCAAAAGCCACAGGGACAAAAUACAACCUGCCUUCUUGGUGCGACCGUGUGCUUCGCAAAUCCUAUCCUUUGGCGCAUGUGGUUUGCAACUCAUAUGGAUGCACCAAUGAUAUCAUGACGAGUGACCAUUCUCCUGUAUUUGCCACAUUUGAUGUUGGAGUGAGCUCACAGUUUGUCUCUAAAAAUGAUCUUUCAAAGGAUGCUCAGGGUGCUAUAAAAUUUAUGAACUGUGUGGCUGUUCUCUUGACUAAAUCAAAGACCAAGUUCUUCAUUGAGUAUCACUCAAGCUGCUUGGAGAAGUUUGUGAAGAGUCCUGAAGGAGAAAAUCAAGAGAACACAGAAGGCUCAAUAAAAGUACGAUUUGGGGGACAAGUUGAGCUCACCCCCAUCAUUGCAGACCCAGAAUACCUCCUGGAUCAACAUAUCCUCAUCUGCGUUAAAUCUACAGAUUGUGAUGAGUCGUAUGGUGAGGGCUGUGUGGCUCUACGUUCUGCAGAAAAUGCUUACACUGAGUUCUAUAUUAAACUCACACAUCAUGGUGAGCGCACAGGUCUGCUAACAGGUGGCAUUCAGCUCCGCACAUCUGAAGGCAAACAGACAGAGAAACUGUAUGAUUUCAUUAAAGUUGGAGAUGAUCCAGGAGCCAGUAAAAGCAAAACAGGAGAUAAAACCAAAAAAUCUUCUACAGUCCACACCACCGAUAUUAGUAACCCCAGUUAUAUGGGUGUAAGCUACAAGAGCAACAACCAGGCAGACAAGGGCUCCGGCAACAUUAUGUCCCCAAGAACUGGGCCAUCGUCUGGCCAUUCCUUUAAGGAUAUGACACUUGGCAAUCUUUCCCCAAAAAAGACUGGCUAUGACCAUUCUACAUCCAGCCCUACUGAAAAGGCAUCAUCUCCUUUAACUGAGGAUGGCCAGCCUCCAGAGAUGAUUGAUAAUCCCCUUUAUGGCUCAGUAAGUGGAUCACGAGGAGCCAAAGACCACCUCUAUCCCCCAGAUGCUCAUUUUGCCUUUCCCAAAACAGACCUUGAUGCUGACCGGCAACCGCCAGUUCCGACCCCUCGGAUCCGCUCCUUCACCUGCUCAGAAACCAAACCCCAGUCAUCAUCAGUCACAAACACCACCAGUAGUAGCAGUGGUCUACAACCCCAGCACAUCACCAAGAAACCUGUGGUGCCUUCUCGCUCUGAAGGGGGUGUGAUUGGGCCUGGCAGGCUUCUGGUGCCUGUGAAGUCUCGCCCAAGUCCACCACAAGAACCUCAACUAAAGCCCAGAGACUACCGAGACAGCUCAGAAUUGCCUUCCAAGAUACGGCCACCAGUCAGACCAGGCCAACUCAAAGAUGUGCAUCAUGAGACACCACAGCCUCCGAAGAUGGGUCGCCCUUUAAAAUGAUUUCCUAUUGAUGUGCCAUGGCUGAAGAGCUUUCAGUGCAUUUUCAUGUUUGAACUUUGAGAUUCUGGACAGGACAAAAGACAUGAGCUUCCUAAUCUCUUGAGUACAAAAAUUAAUAAGUGCAUAAAUAUAAUAAUAAAAGGAACUUUGCCUUAUUUCACAUAUUUCACUUUAAUCAACAUAUCACCAAAAUUACUAGGAUUUAUAUUUCUGAACCAGCAGGUUUUGGAGUACUGUAGUAGUCCUUUUAAAUCUACAGACACUGGCAGUUUCUUUCCACUUGGCACACUUGCUGUACAGUAAAUGUGAUCUAGCAAAUUUAACUUUCUGUUUUGAUUUUGAUUUUAAAAUGAUGAUUAUGAUGAAUGUUUCACAAUUUAAAUGUAACUAUAGUGAGAGUGUUCACUUCCAUCAGCCUCUGUCUAAAUAUUUUUUCUCGCUUUAAAUAUAUUAUCAAAUGAGGCUGCACAAAAAUCUGCACUUCAAAUAAACACCAAGUGUUGUACAAAA